Gamsiella multidivaricata is the source of this 2595-nucleotide messenger RNA. Its product is annotated as wings apart-like protein regulation of heterochromatin-domain-containing protein. Bases 293 to 2365 code for a protein of 690 amino acids. The record is from RefSeq and is a predicted model, not a curated record. Gene Ontology annotation, biological process: regulation of chromosome condensation. The transcript has 9 exons. Lineage: Eukaryota; Fungi; Mortierellomycota; Mortierellomycetes; Mortierellales; Mortierellaceae.
GUGGAUGCUAUUCACGAUGAAUUUUAUUAAAAGCUGUAGAGGCCUGAUUUGCUAGUGUCUAUGGGUGAAUCGGGGGAGUCCUCUGGUGGGUGAAGACCACCCUCAGCCUGCAACGCCUUGACGUUUUUGGCUAUACGAGACGCCCCUUUGCAAUGCAUCGCGAAGGCAGGGUCCCAACCUGUGUCCUGUCCUCUUAAGGGCCUUCUUCGCCGACACCACAGGCCCUUGACAUGGCAUCCUCCGUCGACCCAUCCAACUCAGCAUCCUCAUUCGAAUCGACGCUUGCUAAGAGAUGCCUCCUGCACCGCGCAAGAGUACUGGGUCCAAAACAAGGCGAAUCUAUGGACGACAACGGAGUUUCCUUGGUCAGGAUGGUGUCGCUUGUCGCCGUGAAGGCGAGUAUGGUCUUGAGGAAGCAGCACAGCCACGACCAGUCUCACAGCUGAAACGUGGGAACUCGAAUCUAAGAGCACUACCAGCGAUAAAGCGUGGUAUUUCAAGUCUUAGUGGCGGAAACAAUGAACCAAAUGUGGCUCUCAGGGCGUCGCAUGAACUACGGGAGGCAGGGCAAAGCCAUCGGUUCAAAGAUGAGAUCGAAUAUAUUUUGCAUGGUAUCAGGUCAAACAACAAGCUAAACAUUCGCCGGACCAGCUGCUUAGAUCUAUCGCGCUCCAUGUUGAGGCAGGAAUUUGCUGAGCAAGUCAAGGCACACCACUACAUGCCAAUAAUCUUUGAGUCAAUAUGUAUUGACCGGGAUCCGAUUGUAUUUUCCUGCCUGGUGCUCAUGAUAGGCAUCGUUCUGCAGGAUGAAAAGGGAUGGAGAGAUGUUAUGACUAUCAGCAAUCUCGUUGAUUUUCUAUGCGAAGGUUUGAAAAUGAGCGCAGAUCCCAUGGCUGUAUUACCAACUGGUCGCCACGAAAUAUCUAUGUACAACGACUUCAAGGACAUAGUUCGGCAAGCGGGAAUCAUUCAAAAAGGACAAAAAGUCUUGACAAUGUCCAUAAUCCUGUCGACUUUAGCGUAUAUCGUCAAUGGGUGCGUAUCAAUGCAGGAUGCUGGCACCCUAUCAGUUGUUACUCAAGACUCCGCCUUUAUAGAAGCGAUUAUCAAUAUCUUAGUGGAUGAUCUUGCAUGGAUAAAGCAGCCAUCAUCGACACCAGAUGUCGCUCUCUCCGAUGUACUGGACAUUGAUCGGAUAGAGAACUGUCUCCGUAUUCUCGAGAGACUUGCACUGAUCUGCAGACGGCCGGCCGCGGCGCUUGCGGCCAAUAUACGACUCUUCCCACUUUUGGUACAAUUGAUCGCACUCUGUCGCGCGCAUGCCUUCCAAUAUCCUCAACGCACUGAAUCCUUGAGCCUAAUGCUACACACCCUGCGUCUGCUGAUCAAUGUCACGAAUGGAUUCGAGCCUUGCUGCGACAAUCUGGCACAGAGUGGGUCAAUUGCGAUCUUGGUCCAAAAUUUCGUGCAGUUUUAUAGCCAAUGCCGGAACUACAACCCUGAGCGACAAGACACAGAGCCGCUGUCAUCAGCAGAUGUGAACAAAAUACAAUGGACAAUGAUAGAUUCACGGUCGGAUUCUGGGCUAUCAUUCCAGAUGCUGCCCCAAGAUGAUGCUGCAAGCUGCUGUGUCACUGCUGGCACUCUGGACUUGGAUUUUCCUCAGCCUUCGCUCGAUGCGACAUUGAAUGCUUCGCAUCGUAGAGAGACCAUAAUCGAGAACGAUGCCAAUGGAUGGUACGAUAUUCUGCUACUAUCGAUCGGUCUACUGGUCAACAUGCUGGAAACCAAUCCAGAUCGCAGGGAACAAGUAACACGCGCAGCUAUUGGAUUAGAAUGCAAGGCGAUUGGAGAUUGCUUUCAUAAGGAGUGCAGGUGUGAAAAGAGUAUGGAGGCACUGGAACGGUUGGUUGAGAUAUAUAACACGGAAGCAACCAUUAGCGAGAUGACGGAAAAUCAAGUCCUGGCAGCCUACCUGGCGUUACUUAUCGGCUGCAUCGUCGGAGAAAAUCGCGAAUAUGAGGCCCGUCUGUACAAGUCGAUCAAUGGCGGCAGUCUUGUCCCUAUAGUAGACCUUCUGAAAGAGUUCGUGGCCCUUCAUCAGACAGUGCAAGCAACCCAGGAGGACGGCGAUCAAGUGAUGUCGACCCAAAGAUCAUGCCAGGAACUAACGGAUGGAUCCACAGACGGUUUCGAUGCGAUCCAUUCUGGGGAUGAGAAGGCCCUUUCAGAAAUAUCAUUUUCAUCCGCAAGUGUUGCAGAGACCCACAGUAGUUUUCUCAAGAUCAUCCAAGUGUUGCAGGAAAUUGAAACACGUACUCUAUCCCUUGGAUCGUCUCAUCUGGAAAGAGAGACAGACACCUAGGAUAAAUUUUAACUGAUACGGCCAAUACAGUUAUUCUUGCUGGGGCCGGCGGAGGGGCUUUGGGCGAGACAAGUUACUGAUCCACUCAAGGCCAAUACAACAUUGGCCAAAUUUUGGGAGCCCAUGCAGUCCCUAUCUAGCCAUCUCUGGCACCCAUCCUCAAGACAGACAGACGCCCGAUUCGCUGGCUUUGUCCUUGUUUUAUCCUACACAUCUCGGAUAUUUCGAUG